AUACUUUCACAUGGAACCACUUUCGCUUCAAAGUGCGUAAUUUAUAUUUCACAGUAGACCUUUGUCAACUAAAGUCAAAAUACUUCUCCAAUUAUCUCGGUAAGUAUUACGUGUUCUUAAGUACAAUAAUUCAUAAGAGCAUUUCUUAUUCUCAUAGUUUCUAAAACUAUUCCUUUUUAUUGAUUCGGCGAGCGAUAUUAAAUGUUUAAAUCAAUAAGCAAUCACGUGGAAAACACGCGUGAUUGUUUCACCAGGUUUUUCAUGUAUAGGUCAUAGAACUACAAAAGUAGGCUAGUAUACAACAAUUAACAAUUCAGCAAUCCCGUUAGCCAAUCACGAGUCAUCGACUAUAAAUUUAGCAACUAGUUUCAUUCGCAUUUUUAUUCUAGACAGGUAGCUCGAAGUUACCACAGCCUUGCCUCUAGUAUGAAAUAUAUUCUUGUGACCGGUGGUGUGAUUAGUGGUAUUGGGAAAGGCGUAAUUUCUUCUUCGAUUGGAACACUUUUGAAGUCACAUGGCGUUAGAGUUACAUCUAUUAAAAUUGAUCCAUACAUAAAUAUCGAUGCUGGCACAUUUUCGCCUUAUGAACAUGGAGAAGUCUAUGUAUUAGACGAUGGAGGCGAGGUGGAUUUGGAUCUAGGAAAUUAUGAGCGAUUUUUAGAUGUUACAUUACAUAGAGACAACAACAUUACAACUGGAAAAAUUUAUAAAUCUGUGAUUGAGAAGGAAAGACGUGGUGAUUAUCUCGGAAAAACAGUUCAAGUUGUACCUCACAUUACUGAUGCUAUUCAAGAGUGGAUAGAAAAAGUAGCUGUUGUCCCUGUAGAUCCUGAAGAUCAAAAAGAACCUGAAGUAUGCUUGAUAGAACUUGGAGGUACAAUUGGUGAUAUAGAAGGUAUGCCUUUUGUGGAAGCCUUAAGACAGUUUCAAAGAAGAGUUGGUAAAGAAAAUUUAUGCAUUGUGCAUGUCAGUCUGGUUCCUGAACCAAAGGCUACUGGAGAACAGAAAACAAAACCAACGCAAGCAAGCGUUAGAGAAUUACGUGGUUUGGGAUUGUGCCCUGAUUUAAUAAUGGCUCGUUGUACUUCCGUACUAAAUGAGUCGAGUAGAGUUAAGAUUUCAACUUUCUGUGAUGUUGCACCAGAAUGUGUUAUAGGUGUUCCUGAUGCAUCAUCCGUUUAUAAAGUGCCCCCUCUUUUGGAAGAUGCAAAUUUGAUUGAAUAUUUCACAAAUAGAUUAAGCCUUCCUUUAAAACGCAAUAAGAGUGCCCUCGCCAGAUGGCGAGAUUUAGCAAAUAAACACGACACAGUGCAAAAAGAAGUACGUAUAGCUUUAGUAGGAAAGUAUACUAAAUUUGAAGACUCCUAUGCAAGUGUAAUAAAGUCCUUAAGACAUGCUGCCCUUAAAGUUAAUCAUCGAUUAACAAUUCACUAUAUUGAGGCUGAUGAUCUGGAAUUAACAACGCAAGUAAAAGAACCAGUUAAAUAUCAUGAAGCUUGGCAGGCAUUAUGUAGUUCUGAUGGAGUCCUUGUACCUGGUGGAUUUGGUAUGAGAGGAAUGGAAGGCAAAAUUUUAGCCUCUAAAUGGGCCAGAACAACGAAUAAACCAUUCUUGGGAGUUUGUCUUGGACUGCAAUGUGCAGUUAUUGAAUUCUCUAGAAAUGUUUUAAAAUAUGCUGAUGCUAAUACAACUGAAGCAAAUCCUAAGACCAGUAAACCUGUCGUCAUUGAAAUGCCAGAACACAAUCCUGGAAUUAUGGGAGGAACUAUGCGACUCGGUCAAAGGAGAACAAACUUUACGACUUCGGCCAAUAAUUCGGUUAUAAGAAAAUUAUACGGAGAUCAUGACUAUGUUGAAGAGAGACAUAGACACAGGUACGAGGUUAACCCAGAAGUUGUUGAUGAGCUAGAAAAGCAUGGCCUUAAGUUUGUUGGACGUUCCACUGAUGGACAAAGAAUGGAGAUACUGGAAUUAGAGGAUCACCAAUAUUACGUAGCUGUUCAGUAUCACCCAGAAUAUAUUUCAAGACCUCUGAAACCCUCUCCCCCCUAUUUAGGAUUAAUUUUAGCAUCUACUGGUAGAUUGCAAAACUACUUGGAAAAAGGAUCCAAAUGUUCCCCAAGAUACACGGAUUCCAGCGGAGUCUCUGAGUGCGACGAGUUUGACUCGACCGAGUAA
This is a messenger RNA of Dimorphilus gyrociliatus, 2178 nucleotides long. NCBI's taxonomy places the organism in Eukaryota, Metazoa, Annelida, Polychaeta, Dinophilidae. The record is from the annotation of a GenBank genome assembly.